Messenger RNA from Neurospora crassa OR74A, 843 nucleotides. RefSeq lists its product as hypothetical. Bases 1 to 843 code for a protein of 280 amino acids. The transcript has a single exon. The record is from RefSeq and is a predicted model, not a curated record. Lineage: Eukaryota; Fungi; Ascomycota; Sordariomycetes; Sordariales; Sordariaceae.
AUGAUUGCCGACGAGGGUCAUCAUAGCUUCUUUGAGGAGGCUUUCUUUGCCAACCGGUCCCGCGAGGAGCCUUUUGAGCUUCUCUACGGCGACGAUGACGACAACACCACGUACCUGAUAGACCAUUUUGAUCAUGAAGGCGACUUGGGCGUGGAUGAGGACGAUGACGCCUCCAUUCAGCGCAACUCCAGGUCGGAACCCAUUGUUGACCCCAUCCUUCCUCAAGGGGACGGGGUCGGAAGUGUAGCAGACUCCUCCUUCUUUUACCCGGAGGACGUCAGUGAUGUCGCCCACCAAGUCGUCACUCGGCACCUGGUAUAUACGCCAUCCAAUUGCAAUAUCCCCAACGCUUCUCCCGAGUCUGGGGCUGAUUCCCAGGACAACAACCUUGUUACCCGAGACGAUGCUCUUUCAUUCAUUGACGGCACUAGCACAGAGCUGGACAAUCCCCUUUCUGUUCAUGUCCCGUCCACGAACAUCAACAGCAAUCACGCAGUGGACGCUGCUGCAGACUUACCCGAACCUGUUUUGGCCUCCUCUGCGCUCCAUUCUCAUGAGGUCAGGACAUCGCAACCGUCACUCGAGGAGAGCCAUCCCAGCAACGACAUGACCUACAGUCCUGCUCCAUUGAACCCUUCCACUGUUGCACUUCCCAGCAUCGAAGUAGUCUGCCAAAAGCUCGCUUCACUCGAUAUCAAGAACAACUCCGACAGGCCCGUUGCAACUGAAAACAGCACAAAAUCCGUCCCCGCCUGCUUUCGGUUGCCCAUUCGUCCGUCAGGCCGCUGCAGUGUCAUCAGGACCAUCAACGGGUUCCGACUGCACUGCCCGUGCCCUGUCUAG